AAGUAGCAGUGGUGCAAGGUUUGCUGCUGCUACUUGUCCCUGGGGAACCAAACGUCCACUCUUGUCUGGAUGCAGCACCUGAGAGUACUGUACUGUUCUGGUUAUCUUUUUCCUUGAAUAAAUUUCAGAAGUGACUAAAUCUGCUUGUGACCACAAUAGCUGGGAUGUUGUAGACCUUUCCCAGGGAAAUGCUCUUCAGAAUACCAUCCACACUUGGAAACUUUGUACUGAUCCCAGCCUGUUGAGAUUUUUGCUGAGGAGCUAAAUGUGAGUGGACAACAUGGAUGGAGUUCAACAUUUCCCCAAGAGCCUUCCACCUGCCAUGGGACUUAAGAGUAAAUGUCAAGUUGAUAAAGACCUCAACAUUGACCUUCAGAACAAACAAGGAGAUGAAACUCAGAUGUGAUUAUCCUCUGAGCGAUUCUGUCACCCACAUUGUAGCAGAGAACAAUUCUUGUGGUGAGGUUCUGCAGUGGCUAAGAGGACAGAAGGUGAGGGACAGUUCAAGAUUUGAACUUCUUGACAUCUCUUGGUUCACAGCCUGCAUGGAAGCUGGAAAGCCAGUGGAUUCUGAGAUCAAACAUCGACUUAUUGUGCAACAAGAUUGUUCUGCUACUUCAGAGACAUGUGUAUCAGAAGCUUCAUCAUUUGCUGCAGACAGAGUUUCUCAAUAUGCAUGUCAGAGGAGGACAACUCUAAAUAAUCACAACAAAAAGUUCACGGAUGCUUUUGAGAUACUGGCUGAAAAUUUUGAGUUCCGAGAAAACAAACUAGGUUGUCUGGAAUUCUUGAGAGCAGCUUCCGUGCUGAAAUUCCUUCCAUUUCCAAUAGUACAAAUGAAGAAUAUAGAAGGACUGCCUUGCAUGGGAGACAAAGUCAGAUGUGUCAUUGAGGAAAUAAUAGAAGAAGGAGAGAGUUUUCAAGCUAAAGAAAUAUUAAAUGAUGAACGAUACAAAUCAUUCAAAUUGUUUACUUCUGUGUUUGGAGUGGGGUUGAAGACUACUGAAAAAUGGUACAGAAUGGGUUUUCGAACUCUGGAAGAAGUAAAAGCUGAGAAGACUCUGAAGUUGUCACGAAUGCAGAUAGCAGGGUUUCUCCACUAUGAAGACAUUGUUUCCUAUGUAUCUAAGGCUGAAGCAGAUGCAGUGAGCCUACUUAUCAAGGAUACUGUGUGCAUGUUUUCACCAGACGCUUUAGUGACCGUAACUGGUGGUUUCAGAAGGGGAAAGAAGACUGGCCAUGAUGUAGAUUUUUUAAUCACCAAUCCAGGACCAAAGGAAGAAAAAGAACUUUUACAUAAAGUGGUUGACUUAUGGGAAAAACAGGGCUUGCUUUUAUACUGUGAUGUCAUUGAAUCAACAUUUGAAAAGGAAAAACUGCCAAGUAGAAGAGUUGAUGCUUUGGAUCAUUUUCAGAAAUGCUUUGCAAUUUUAAAAUUACAUCAGCAAAGAACAGGCAACAGCAAUAGCAAUAUAUCCAAAGAAUCUGAUAAAGCAGAAGUCAAAGACUGGAAGGCAAUCCGGGUGGAUCUGGUCAUAAGCCCCUUUGAACAAUAUGCAUAUGCUCUGUUAGGUUGGACUGGCUCCAGGCAAUUUGAACGUGACUUACGAAGGUAUGCCUCUCGUGAAAGGAAGAUGAUGUUGGAUAACCAUGCCUUAUAUGAUAAGACUAAGAGGACAUUUCUCAAAGCUGAAAGUGAAGAAGAAAUUUUUGCCCAUCUUGGCUUGGAUUACAUUGAACCAUGGGAAAGAAAUGCCUAAACAGCGUUGCCUGUAUAACUUCAUCAGCACUUAGAACAUUGCCAGUGCCUGCUUGGCAUAGAGCUUGUAGACUUCACUGCUAUAGCAACUUUCUAAGGUGAGAGAGAGAGAUGCUUCAAAUAUCAGUGUGCCUUCACUGUUUAUCAAGAAAAUUAUGGAAAAAAAUUAGUUAGAAUUCAUUAUAGAUGCUAAUAUUUUAAGUGCUUGUAGAAAAUAAUAUGUAGGAGAUGAAAUUUCAUCACAAGUUUUGGACAAGUGUCAAGUUUGUGUGUUUUGAAUGUUCUUGGUCAUUGUGCUUGGUAGCUGUGCAAGAAUAGAUUGUGAAGUUUUAAUAAUAGGUUAGCCAAUCACUUGUUUAGGGUGGUUUAGAUGAGGAUAAUCCUGUCUUGAGUGGGGGGAAGAGGGCAGUUGGACUUAAUGACCACCUGAGGCUCUGUCCAGCCCUACUUUGUUUUGAUUCUGUGAAAUAAAAACCUUAUGUAAAAA
This is a messenger RNA of Gavialis gangeticus (Gharial), 2246 nucleotides long. RefSeq names its product DNA nucleotidylexotransferase (gene DNTT). Bases 285 to 1760 code for a protein of 491 amino acids. The transcript is spliced from 13 exons. Gene Ontology annotation, cellular component: nucleus. Gene Ontology annotation, biological process: double-strand break repair via nonhomologous end joining. The record is from RefSeq and is a predicted model, not a curated record. Gene Ontology annotation, molecular function: DNA binding; DNA nucleotidylexotransferase activity; DNA-directed DNA polymerase activity. NCBI's taxonomy places the organism in Eukaryota, Metazoa, Chordata, Crocodylia, Gavialidae.